Messenger RNA from Trichobilharzia regenti, 1084 nucleotides. The record is from the annotation of a GenBank genome assembly. Lineage: Eukaryota; Metazoa; Platyhelminthes; Trematoda; Strigeidida; Schistosomatidae.
UCCACCAAUGACCUUGAUAAGUUACGGAUAAUUUCAGCCCCUUCUAUUGAUAUAAUCUGAAUCUGACAUUGUACCAUUGAAUUACGUUCCACAUUUGAUUUGAAGGUUAUGUUCUCAAUUUGCGUUUUGUCUCGGUUUCGUCAGCCCUCACCACAUGGGUUUUUGAACUUUACUACUUCUACUUUUUUAAAAGACUGGAUAAGAAACCAAACAGCUCGAAAGCCGAAACGUUUUAAGUUGAAUAAGACCUUCACCGUCCUUGAGAAUGAAUUCGUGAAAGUGAGCCAACCUGAGCCUUUACCUUUAUCGCCACAUAACGCAAUGCUACACAACGGCAUUUGUGAUGCAGUUAACUCCCGUAUAUCAGAGAAAGCUUCUCAGUAUUUCGCUGUAAUAGCAUUAGCAGGAAAACAGUUUAAAGUAUCGAGCAAUGAUUUAAUUAUGGUUAAAACACCAUUCUUUGGAACUGAUGUUGGCGAUCACGUUCAACUGCAAAAGGUGCUACUUUUGGGUUCAUCAGAUUUUACCAUUAUCGGUCGACCUAUUUUACCUGUCCACCAGGUUUUUGUGGAAGCUGUGGUCAUUGAAAAGACCCUUGAACAUCCUAAAGUGUGGUAUCAAUUCCAUCGCCGCCGCAGACAUCAUAAACUUCGGGGCUGGAGCUUUCACGGCCUAGUAGAAGUCAUCAAGUGGAUAAAUGCUCACUUGCUUUAAUAAGUAAACGAAGAUAAUUUGUCUCCAUGUUAUAAUCCACAUUUCUACCGAUGAUCUACUGAAAGACUAUCACAAAACCAUCAUGUUUGACUUCAAAUAGUGCAAAAUUAAUCUACGUACUUCAGAUGUAAACUGAAGGUUCGAUUAGUGUAGUAAACAUUUUUUUUCGACCAGUGUACUUUAGAAUCCAUUGUAUUUACAAUAAUCCGCAAGUUUGUGGUGUAUUUUGAAGUAUGUUGACUGUCUGUGCAAUUAUGUCAGUGGAAUUUACAGGAACUGAUUCAAUUCAUCUUAUAACUUUAAUGUGUGAUACUGUCGUCUCUUACAGAGACUACAGCUACUUUAUCACAUUUCUGGUAUUUAGUCUCCG